Messenger RNA from Nicotiana tabacum (common tobacco), 348 nucleotides. Lineage: Eukaryota; Viridiplantae; Streptophyta; Magnoliopsida; Solanales; Solanaceae. The record is from RefSeq and is a predicted model, not a curated record.
AUGUCAAACAACCACCGUACUUCCACCGGUGACCGUCGGAAUCCUAGCCGGUUACAGCUCCGAGCGCCGGCAUCAAUUCAAAUCAACCGCGUGUCCGAUUGGAACGUCGCGAUACCGCUUUUAUCGCCGUUGAUUACUUCUCCGACUUCUCCUGAUAACCUGAAAUCAGCGAUUAAUCGUUUCUCUAAUUCGAGUAAUAAUAAUAAAGAGGGGGUGAAGAAAGAGUUACCGGAGAAGCCGGUAAAAACGGUGUUUAAGAAAUGGCAACAUCCUGCGGCGCCGUUUUGUCAUGAACCGGCGGCUCCGUUGUUUCAGUUUGUGUGUACAGGAACCAGUAAUAGACGGUGA